AUGCGUCCACGGAGACGAGGACAGCGGGUCUCGAUAGACCGACUGUCAGCAAUCACCUUCGAUGACAGAGCAAGCAUCGACAGCAAGGAGCUAGCCACCCAGACAUUCUUCGGCAAUAAGCCACAAGCCCUUACCACCAGCCCCGCGCCUGUCCCAUCCCAUUCCUCCUCUGUCACAUGGAAGAGCCAAGCCAUCAAAGACAAGGAGGAGUACGAACGAGUUAGACAGCGGGUCCGACACUUUGCACCAGAGCUUUUCAAGGCCAACACGAAGCAAGGCCUGGGGUUGUCGGCGAUCUUCCCGCAAAACGUGGGCGAGUGGGUGGCGCACAAGAAAGAGAUACUUGCACUGGCCGAGGCUGAGCAGCAGAAGAACUGCGAACUGCUCAAGGCUCAGAUCGAAGCUCACCAGAAGAUCCCCAAGGCCCAGCGCAAAAUCACGUCCGUCUUUGGCGAGGGCGGCAAGAUUUUCACCGAUGGACUCAGUCCAGUGUUGGGAUGUCCUACCAUCUGGUCAGCUGAGUACCUCGAGCAAGUAGCCAAGUGGCCGAGCAAUGGCGAGUUGCAAUGGAAUGGCGACAAUAGGCAGAGCCUCCUCGCAAAGACCAAGUGCGGCCGCUUCCUCCCGCCUCCUCGUGCUCCUGCCGACCUGUCAGCUCCGUUCCAAGAGCAACCCUUUUUGAGGCAGUUGCCACUUGAUGAGGCUGGCCCCAUCUUCUGCAUGGGUCCCCGGCCUGACGAGAUCUAUGUCAACAAUGCUGACAUGGACGGAGAUCCGCAGUUCGAGGCACUCGGCAACCUCCUCUUGGGGACAGAGCUGAUGCAGGAAGUUGGCCACUGGAGACCUUCUGCUGUCCCAGUGUGGCCCCAGGAGCAGUCGAUGCUGGGAGAAGGAGCCAUGGUGUUCUAUGAAGGAGAUGGGUAUGUCGGAACACCACUGAUGGCCAGGGAGAUGUGGCACGAGGAGGGGAUGCAGGCCGAUAUGUGGUUCAAUGACAGCAUGGUGCCAGAGAUAUGGCAAGAAGACCCUGUGUGGUGGUGA
This is a messenger RNA of Fonsecaea erecta, 1041 nucleotides long. RefSeq lists its product as hypothetical. NCBI's taxonomy places the organism in Eukaryota, Fungi, Ascomycota, Eurotiomycetes, Chaetothyriales, Herpotrichiellaceae. The record is from RefSeq and is a predicted model, not a curated record. The coding region runs from base 1 to 1041 and encodes 346 amino acids. The transcript has a single exon.